AUGGCCCUGCGGCCCCUUUUCAGCAACCCAGACCGCGCUGACAGGAACACGACGAUUGUGUUCCUCAACGACGUGGCCAUCUGUCCCGAGGACAUCCUUGAGCUGGCCCUUCAGCGGAGGAACCUGGGCGCCGACAUGACUUGUGCCAUGGACUGGACAUAUGCCGGCCGUGAUCCUACCUUUUACGAUGUGUGGGUCGCCCGCGGAAUCAACGGGGACUCUUUCUUCGAUAUUCCCCCGGAUGGGAACUGGAACUCGGCGUGGAACCUGUUUUGGAACGCGGAGCAUACAGGCUCGCGGUUCCACUCGCGCCGACCUUUUCAGGUUUUCUCAUGCUGGAACGGCGCGACAGCCUUUACGGCUCAACCUCUCCUCGACAACCUCAUCAGAUUCAGGGCGGCCAACGAGACGGCCGGCGAGUGUAACCAGGGCGAGCCGCAGUUGUUUUGCAAGGACAUGUGGUUCCGCGGAUACCGCAAAAUCGCCGUGAUACCCACCAUAAACCUUGAAUACUCGGUCGAGAGGGGGGAGCAAAUCAAGACGGCAAAGGGGUUUGUGUCGGAGCACGUGUCCAAGCAGGACUUGGCAGGCGAUGAGAUUGGCUGGAAGCUGGAGCCCCCAGAAAAGGUCAAGUGUAUGCCGACCUGGGAGAAGCAGUUUUGGCAGCUGUGGAACGAGACGCUAUAA
Molecule: messenger RNA, 687 nt
Organism: Hirsutella rhossiliensis
Lineage: Eukaryota; Fungi; Ascomycota; Sordariomycetes; Hypocreales; Ophiocordycipitaceae
Product: cryptococcal mannosyltransferase 1 domain-containing protein
Exons: 1
Coding region: 1-687 (228 amino acids)
Source: RefSeq, a predicted model, not a curated record